Molecule: messenger RNA, 3293 nt
Organism: Salarias fasciatus (jewelled blenny)
Lineage: Eukaryota; Metazoa; Chordata; Actinopteri; Blenniiformes; Blenniidae
Gene: exoc2
Product: exocyst complex component 2
Exons: 28
Coding region: 81-2849 (922 amino acids)
Biological process (GO): Golgi to plasma membrane transport; exocytosis
Cellular component (GO): exocyst
Source: RefSeq, a predicted model, not a curated record
CACGUGACACCGGAAACGGUCUGUGCAGAGGAGCCGCUGCUAACUGUGUGAUUUCAGCGACCCGUCCACGUCAGGCCAGCAUGUCGCGCCCCCGCCAGCCCCCGCUGGUCACCGGCAUCUCGCCCAAGGAGGGCGCAGCCUGGACCAAAGUCACCAUCCGAGGGGAAAACCUGGGCACCGGACCAGCCGACCUCAUCGGUCUGUCGAUCUGCGGCCACAACUGCCGGCUGACAGCCGAGUGGAUGUCCGCCAGCAAGAUAGUGUGCCGCGUGGGCCCCGCCAAAGACGACAAGGGCGAGAUCAUCGUCACCACCAAGUCCGGCGGCCUGGGCACCUCCACCGUCUCCUUCAAGCUGAUCCGGCCGGAGAGGAUCGGUAUCCUGGACCAGUCUGCCGUGUGGGUGGACGAGAUGAACUACUACGACAUGAGGACGGACCGCAACAAAGGCAUCUCCCCCCUCUCGCUGCGGCCCGCCAAUCCGCUGGGCAUCGACAUAGACAAGGGUAAAAUCCCACAGAAAGACAUGGAGCUGACAUUUCCAGGAAUGAGUGGAGACUUCACCAGUGAGAACUUCUCCGCCACCUGGUACCUCAUCGAAAACCACGCCGGCUCCAAUUUCGAGCAGCUGAAGGUUGCGGCCGCUAACCUGAAGAAACAUUCUACGAAGAAGAACGAGGGAAGCCUGUCCUCGGUGAAAGGAGGCCUCAGUACCUUCUUUGAGGCUCAGGAUGCUUUGUCAGCGAUCCACCAGAGACUUGAAUCUGAUGGCACAGAGAAAGUGGAGGGAUCCAUGACCCAGCGCCUGGAAAACAUCCUCAACAGAGCGAGCGAUACCGCCGAUACGCUCUUCCAGGAGGUCCUGGGGAGGAAAGACAAGGCUGACUCCACACGCAAUGCGCUCAACGUCCUGCAGCGCUUCAAGUUCCUCUUCAACUUGCCUCUCAACAUUGAACGCAACAUCCAGAAGGGAGAUUAUGAUGUGGUGAUCAAUGACUACGAAAAAGCUAAAUCUCUCUUCGGGAAUACUGAAGUCCCUGUUUUCAAGAAAGUAUAUGAGGAGGUGGAGACCAGAAUUGGCGCCCUGAGGAGCCUCUUGUUGGAGAAGCUGCUGCAGACGCCGUCAACCCUUCACGACCAGAAGAGAUACAUCAGGUACCUGUCCGACCUGCACGCCCCGGGCGACCCCGCCUGGCAGUGCAUCUACGCUCAGCACAAGUGGAUCCUGCAGCUGAUGCAGAACUGCCGGGACGAGUUCAUCAGCGGCCAGAGAGUGGGUGUGGGAGCCGUGGAGCCGGAGGGGGACGCCCGGCCCGCCGCCCUCGCCAGGCUCGGCCACACGCCGUCGCUGAAGAGAGGCGGCAGCCUGCGGACGCCACGACCCAGCACGUGGCGCUCCGAGACCCCGCAGCAGGUGCAGUUUGUGGAGAAGCUUUCGGACGUGGUGAUCGGUCAGCUGCCCAACUUCUGGAAGCUGUGGAUCUCCUACGUCAACGGAAGCCUGUUCAGCGAGACCGGCGAAAAGUCUGGACAGGUGGAAAAAUCUAAGAAGAACGCCAGGCAGAGGCAGAACGACUUCAAAAAAAUGAUCGAGGAGUUGACCAACCGGCUGGUGAAGCUGAUCCGCGGCGCCCUGCUUCCCGCCACGCUGCCCCAGGCGGAGCUCGGCCUGUACGCCGGCUGGGAGAGCAAGACGGAGCUGACGGGCGCCUGGCUCACUCAGAUCAUACACACCGUCAGAGGCUGCCACGACGCCCUGUCCGCUCUGGAGAUCCCCAACGACAUGCUGCAGGUGAUCCAGGACCUGCUGCUGGACCUGAGGGUCCACUGCCUCAUGGUGACGCUGCACCACACCACGGAGGAUGUGAGACGGCUCGCUGAGAAAGAGGACUGGGUGGUGGACAAUGAGGGAAUCACCAGCCUGCCCUCUCAGUUCGAGCAGUGCAUGAUCCAGAUGCUGCAGUCACUCAAAGAGCCUCUGGACAUCAAAGCGGGAGAAAUCAAUGUGUUGCAGCUGGACCAGGUCCAGGACCAGGCUGCAGAGCUCAGUGUGAGCAUCAUGAAGGUGUUCAUAACCUGCUUGGAGCAGCUGAGCACGAAGUCGGAUGGAGACGGCGAAGCCUCCCACAGCAUGUCGGUGGACCUGUCCUCCCCUGAUCACUUCUCUGGCAUCCAAGAGGGCUUCACUCCCACAUCUGAGCAGCGUCUGCUCAUCAUCCUCAGUAACUGCCAGUACCUGGAGAGACACACCUUCCUCAACCUGGCCGACCACUUUGAGAAGCACGGCUUUACCGGCACCGAGAAGAUCACCCGGGUGAGCGUGGACGCCGUGCGGGAGCUGGACCGGAAACUCUUUGAGGCGUACAUCGAGCGGCGAGCCGACCCCAUCGCCGGCUCCCUGGAGCCCGGCAUCUACGCCGGGUACUUCGACUGGAGGGACUGCCAGACGCCGUCAGGAGUCAGGAACUACCUGAAAGAGGCUCUCGUCAACAUCAUCACCGUCCAUGCUGAGGUUUUCACCGUCUCCAAGGACCUGGUUCCCCGGGUUUUGUCCAAAAUUGUUGAGUCGGUUGCGGACGAGAUGUGUCGUCUCAUGCAGUGUGUGUCAUCCUUCAGCAAGAACGGAGCUCUGCAGGCCCGCCUCGAACUCUGCGCCCUGAGGGACGCCAUAUCCACGUACCUCAACUCUGACAGCAACGCCAGCUUCAAGCUGGCCCUGGACGCCCUGCCUCAGCUGCACAGCGGAGCCGAUAAAAAGUUGCUGGAGGAGCUGCUGAACAAGUUCAAGAGCAGCAUGCAGCUCCAGCUCACCUGCUUCCAGCCUUCUUCCUACCAGCCUGUCAAGAGAUGAACUCGGUCCACUCCCCUCUGACUCCAGACCUGCCCGCUCUCCCGCCGUCUUAUCUGUGGGCGCUCAUCUACUGAGCUUUAUCUAAUCUCAUCAGUUCUCACUUUGUUCGCUCUCACUUCUUAGCGUCACUUUCAUUUUGUGCUUUUCUGUAGAGAAUACUCAUCUGAUCCCGAAUCCGCCACAUGAGUUAAUUUCAUUGUUACUGUGCAGGACAGUCCCGUCUGCCACGGUUAUGCUAAUCAUUCACGGCCACUCGUGUAGCUCGUAGUAAAUGUGCAUGUGCCCGAUUAUUUAGGAGCUCUGCAGUGGUAUAUUCACCUUGCUUGACCUGGAGCGCUUGCUCAGACUGAAAUGAGUGCCAGAAUAUUAAAAAAAAAAAACAGUUGAAAAUGAAAAGUUGUUCUACAUGUUCUGCAUUGUGCCAUCUGUGUUACCCAAUGAAAU